UUGCCCAGGUCAUUAUCCGGGUGAUGCAAAUGGAACACACCCUGUGAGUUUGAGCCCGUGUUCCCAGCAUGCACUGUGGCARUAAACCUAGCUAACAGAGGAGGAGAGUCUUCGCUCAUCAAACUACACCAAAACUCUGUGAUAUUUAAUACAGCGGCCUUCUUCACUGCUACGAUGGAGCCUUCAGACAGCACAACCAUCAACCACACGCUGAACCCCACCGGUGGUGGAGGACUGUGGGACGUCAGCGACAAGACUCGACUGUGCCGCUUCCUCUGUUUCGGUUCAGAGGGAGACAUGUACACUGCCAGAGAGGAGGGCCGUGUCGGCAUGGAGAACGCCGCAGCCCUGCUCUCCUUGCUCCAGGAGGGCCGGGGGUCCGAGGUGGUGGAGGAGAUAAAGAGGUUCGCCCAGGAUGGGCAAGCUGUAAGACUGGGCCCUGCCUUUUUCGCCUUGGCUCUGUGCUCCCAGCACUCGGAGCUGAAGACCAGACAGGCAGCGUUCAAAGCCCUGAAGGAAGUGUGUCGGGAGCCGGCACACCUGUUUUUAUUUGUUCAGUUCAAAAAGGAGCUGAAAGAGGGCAUGAAGUGUGGGAUAUGGGGUCGCGCCCUAAGGAAGGCCGUGUCUGACUGGUACAAUGAGCAAGACGCCAUGAGUCUAGCUGCAGCUGUGACCCGAUGUAAACAGAGGGAGGGCUGGUCACACCAGGACCUGCUCAGGCUCGCCCACACCAAACCAGCCACAGAUGCUGUUGCCUUGAUCAGCAAAUAUGUAACAAAAGGGUGGAAGGAGGUCCAGACCGCGUACUCGGACAAAGAGAACUCGGACGAAGUGGUCAAAGUGCUUUCAUAUUUGGAAGUGGUGGAGAAYGUCAGACACAGCUGUGAUGAAACGGAAGUUAGCAAUUUAAUAGAAGAACACAAACUGGAGAGAGAGCAGCUGCUAACAAAUCAUCUGAAGUCCAAACAGGUAUGGAGAGCUUUGUUGAAGGAUAUGCCUCUUCAUUCUGUGCUUAAGYUCUUGGGAAAAAUAACUUCAAACAAACUUCUUGAGCCAGGAAGCCAAGAAACACAGAUCAUAUGUGACAGAUUUCAGAGCGAGUCGGCUCUAAAGAAGGCAAAGAUCCACCCAUUCAGCAUUCUCCUGGCAUCAGAAAACUACAAGAGAGGUCAAGGCUAUCAGGGGAAAACCAAGUGGGAAGCAGACGGUAGCAUCCUCAAAGCCUUGGACUCAGCCUUCUACAAAAGCUUUGUGAACGUGGAGCCUUUAGGGAAGCACUUUGUCGUGGCGGUAGAUGUCAGCACGUCGCUGAGCAGCGUUGUCCCYGGAACAGCACUCAGCACUGCUGUAGCUGCUGCAGCCAUAACCACGCCUAACAGCAGCACUGACUGCACUCUUCCCAUCACCUGGGCCACAGAAAGUGGGAAAUCUGUCGACCUCUUCAUCAUUCUGACCAAUAACCCMCUGUGGGCGUUCAGAGCUGGCCCUGUGGAGACCCUGAAGAAGCACAGACUUGUGUCAGGGGCCAAUUCCAAGCUGGUGAUGUGCGGCCUGACUUCCAACGGACACGCCAUCGCAGACACGGAGGACCGAGGCUUGCUCAGCAUUUCAGGCUUCGACCUCGGAGCUUUUACUGUUAUCCGGAACCUUGCCCAGGAUCUGAUCUGAUAUAGCAGCAGGACCACCUCUGGGUCACGCCGUGGGAGUACACAACGAAGACACAAAGUGGACCAACGAGGUGUCCUAAAGAAGCAUCAAUCCAAAAUGUGCUCACACUUUCAAUUCCAGAUUCUGCUUUUCUACCAUGUCACUUUUAAAACAACGGACCCAGUGUCCAGCAGGCUGGACCCCUCUGGAAAUGUUACAUUUGUUUGUUUUCUGUGAAAUUCAAAAAAGCCAGUGCAAGACAGGGUCUGUGAGUCUGUGUGACCGGCUGGGGGCGUGUUUGUGACGGUUCUGGGUAAGAUAAAAGAAGAGAAGAUAAAAGAAGAGAAACUAAUCAGAAUGUUAGAUGUGCAGAGAAACAGAAGGUUUUGUUUCUGGUCUCCUGUAGUUUCUACCAGGUAGCAACAGCAUGAUUUAGCAGGUUGGAUGUUUAGAUGAAGUUUAAACCUAAAAGAUGUUUCCUCUUUUUGAUAAAGUAGCAUUAUAAAUGAUUAACCUAUCUAUAAAUGAAACAAAACACCAAAAGUUAACAGAAUUCUGUUCUGUUCAAUUCCUUGAUUUCCUUUUUGUUUUUUGUGUGUUUUUAAUACUAACAUCAGUUCUUUUUCCACUGCUCUCACUUUUUAGAUUUGUCAUGUUUUGUUUUAUUUUUUACUCCUAAACUGUUUUAGUGUAAUAACUGGUCUGUCCUGCUUCUGUUGGAUUUUUUUAAAGACCUGUGGUGACCUGAAAUGGAUAUUUUAGCUAAUUUGCAGUGGUGUUCUGUAGAAAAGUUCUGUAUAGUAUAGAGCUGCCACAAACGAUUGUUUUUAUAGUCGAUUAAUCAUCGAUAAUUUUUUCGAUUAGUCGACUAAUCAGAU
This is a messenger RNA of Austrofundulus limnaeus, 2525 nucleotides long. RefSeq names its product Ro60, Y RNA binding protein (gene ro60). Gene Ontology annotation, molecular function: RNA binding. Lineage: Eukaryota; Metazoa; Chordata; Actinopteri; Cyprinodontiformes; Rivulidae. Gene Ontology annotation, cellular component: ribonucleoprotein complex. The record is from RefSeq and is a predicted model, not a curated record.